AGUCAGUGCUGGGCGAACGGACAACCAAACACUGAGAGGUGGAAUUGUUAACUUUUCCGCAGCCUAUUAACAUGAUGUAUCUCGAUAUCCCUCCGACGAUGAAUGAAAUCAGCUUCUUUAAGACAGAAAACGAAAGUUCAUGACCUAACAUGUUACACUGUUAUUGAAGAAUCCUCGCUUUUGAUUGGUCGAAUGAUGCAGGGGGCGUUAUAAACGUCCCCUAAAGGAGAAGUAACUUCAAGUUCACAUUAGGAUACUGGUUACACAGGUACAGGAGGAUACAGUGUCACUUCUCAUGCACGACGGAUUGAAUCCUCUGCAGGGCGACAGAAGCAGUGCUGGUUUACGGGCUGUCUAAGCCAGGGUCUCCCAGACAAGUACAGGAACAGAAUGGCGACACUGCGACGUCUAAGGCAAUGCCACCCAGCAGGCAUUGUUAUCUCUCAUCUUCACACAAGCAGCCGGGCCUCUGCCAAACAGCAUUACAAAAUGCUCGUGCUGGGAGGAGGAAGUGGAGGAAUUGCGAUGAGUGCACGCAUGAAGAGGAUUAUGGGGGCCGAGACUGUGGCUGUUGUGGAGCCCAGUGAGACUCACUACUAUCAGCCAAUAUGGACCCUGGUUGGUGCUGGUGCCAAAACUGUAGCUUCAUCAGGCCGUUCCACUGCGAGUGUUAUGCCAUCAGGGGUGAAGUGGGUGAAAUCUAAAGUUCAGGAGAUAAACCCGGACACAAACACUGUCCGAACAGAUGAUGGGAAUGAGAUCUCCUAUGAGUAUUUGAUUGUGGCUCUUGGUUUACAACUCCAUUAUGAGAAGAUCAAAGGACUACCAGAAGGAUUUGACCAUCCAAACAUUGGGUCAAACUACUCGGUCAAAACUGUGGACAAAACAUGGCAAGCCCUGCAGAACUUCAAAGAGGGCAAUGCUGUGUUCACUUUUCCAAACACUCCUGUGAAAUGUGCUGGAGCUCCACAGAAGAUCAUGUACUUAUCAGAUGCUUAUCUCAGAAAGUCAGGAAAAAGGGCAAAGGCCAACAUAAUAUACAACACGUCACUACCUGUGCUCUUUGGGGUGAAGAAAUAUGCUGAUGCAUUGUGGGAGAUUGUGAAACAACGUGACCUUCAAAUAAACCUGAGGACCAACCUGAUUGAAGUACGGGCAGACAAGCAAGAAGCUGUGUUUGAAAAUCUGGACAAACCAGGCGAAACCACAGUGAUUAAGUAUGAGAUGCUUCAUGUCACACCACCAAUGGGACCCAAUUCAGUGAUUAAAGACAGUCCACUGGCUGAUAGUGCUGGCUGGGUGGAUGUAGACCGAGAGAACCUCCAACAUAAAAGGUAUCCAAAUGUGUUUGGGAUCGGAGACUGUACCAGCCUGCCCACAUCUAAAACCGCUGCAGCUGUCGCUGCACAGUCUGCUAUCCUGCACAGAACCAUCAGCAGAGUAUUAAGAAAUGAGAAGCCAGAUAAGAAAUAUGAUGGCUACACCUCGUGCCCUUUGGUUACAAGCUAUAACACAGUGAUGCUGGCAGAGUUUGACUAUGAUGGACAACCACUGGAAACAUUCCCCAUCAACCAAGCAAAAGAAAGUCGGACCAUGUACCACAUGAAGGCUGAUGUGAUGCCUCACCUCUACUGGCAUGGCCUUCUCAGGGGCCUGUGGGGGGGACCAGGACCAUACAGGAAACUCCUUCAUCUUGGAAUGAAAUAAAACUGCAUGAGCAGUAAUCAAGUUUAUUGUUACAUUAAAGGACAGAUGUAGCGCAUUAAAACCAAUAUUCAUUAAAAGGGUGGACACAUAAAGGGACUGGUAAUAUAUUAAAAUUUAUAACCUUCAUGACAUAUCAUAACUGGUUUGACCAUGUAUCUGUUUAAAUAUAUGCAGUGAAACCUGCUGCAGAUGGUGGAUUGACGAGACCUUAAAAGAAAAAGACUCCUAUAAUGACAGAGCUGCUCUAACUGCACAAACACAGAAUAAACACUCCAUCCUGCAGUUCUGUGUCUUCUUACCACUGCUCUGCACUGCUUGGCCUUUUGGCAGUUUUUUUGCAGCGCAUUGAAUGUUAACAGAACCACAACAUCAGACUGAGAGUGAGAGAAGAAGAAAGGAGCUUUUUGUGUCCCAACUAUGGGACUGUUUCUCAAUCUAUUUUGGAUACUUCAGGUACCAGAAGCAGGCCUGUAACCUCCAAGAGUUGAUAAGGAACAGUGGGUCAUUUAAGAAUAAGAUGGUGCUACCCAUUGAAAGCUUUUAAGGUGAGAUGAUAGAUCAAUGCACUUUAAUAAGCCAGUAGGUUGGGUAGGUAGAGUAUAUCAUGUACACAUGUAUGUAUACUGAUAGAUUGACUUUAUGUCUGCAGUCUUGUAUCAUCUUAGCAACUAAAUAUACUUGAUGUCUGUUUCAGAUUUCAAUGCAUAGGCAACCAAGUGUCUUUAAAGUUUCAUGAUAUUGUAACUACUUGCGCUCCCAAACUUGUUCAGGUUUAUGUGUUUAAGAAAGCUUAGCCAUUAAACUACAAAGUGCUUUUCAUAUUUAGUGAUAUAGAAAUCUAGAUUUGUAUAAAGUGAUUGUUUUUUUUGUGUGUCAGUGCUGAUUUAAUCUGAUUCAUUAUGCUUUAAUGAUUAAAACCACAAAUGUAAACAAAUCUAAUGUAAUAAUGCCAUUAAAGUGAAUCGUUGAUGAAAAAC
Molecule: messenger RNA, 2684 nt
Organism: Notolabrus celidotus (New Zealand spotty)
Lineage: Eukaryota; Metazoa; Chordata; Actinopteri; Labriformes; Labridae
Product: sulfide:quinone oxidoreductase, mitochondrial-like
Exons: 11
Coding region: 391-1707 (438 amino acids)
Cellular component (GO): mitochondrion
Molecular function (GO): FAD binding; sulfide:quinone oxidoreductase activity
Source: RefSeq, a predicted model, not a curated record